UCGCGGACGUGCGGGUUCUCAUAGCCGCACUUCUGUGACGUCGCCGCAUCCGAGGAUCCCGAGGCCGGAAGUCGCCGCCCCUCAGCUCUCUGUCCGUCCCGAGCCCACCAUGGGAGGAUGCUUCUCCAAACCAGUGGAAGUCAAAGUGGAACUCUCGCUCCUGGAAAAAGAAAAAGAGGCGGAUGGCCUUUCGCCUAACGGCAAGGCGAGUCCCUUCGCCGACUGCAGACCGAACGGGGCCCUCGGACGCAACUCGGACGACGACUCCGCCUUGCUCCAAGCUUACCGCAAAUCGCGGGACUACGUGGAAGCCUCCGUCUGUCACGUCAAAGAUCUGGAAAACGGACAGAUGCGAGAGGUUGACUUGGGAAGCGGGAGAGCGUUGUUGAUUAAAGACCAUGGAGAGUUCUCAGCCAUGGGCCACAAAUGUCCGCAUUACGGCGCACCGCUCGUCAAAGGCGUGCUGUCAAAAGGACGCGUACGCUGUCCGUGGCACGGCGCUUGCUUCAACGUAGCAACGGGCGACAUCGAGGACUUCCCCGGCCUGGACGGCCUGCCGACCUUCCAGGUCAGAGUUGAAAAGGACAAGGUCAUCAUUCGAGCAAACAAGCAGGCGCUUCGGUCGCAGAAACGGUCAAAGGCCAUGGCCCGCUGCUCCGCGGUGGUGAACUGCAGCACGGGCUUCGCUCACGUUUUAAUUAUCGGAUCAGGUCCAGCGGGUCUCGUGUGCGCAGAGACGCUGAGGCAAGAGGGCUUCACCGACCGCAUCGUCGUGUGCACCAUGGACCGACAUCCUCCCUACGACAGGCCUAAACUGAGUAAGUCCCUAGACAGCACGGCAGAACAGCUGCGCUUGCGAUCCCUGGACUUCCUGCAGGACCACCGCAUUGAACUGCUCACAGAAAAAGAGGUUGUGGCGAUAGAUGUGAAGACGCGUUCCAUCACCUUUGAAGAAGGCUUGAAGAUGGAAUACAGAAAACUCUUUAUUGCCACAGGAAACAAACCCAAAGCUCUGAACUACAAGGGCACGGAGGUCAGGAACGUGUUUCACCUGCGGACGCCCGAGGACGCCAACAGCAUCGCGAGGCUGGCCGACAACAAGAACGCUGUGAUUGUGGGAACAUCUUUUGUUGGUAUGGAGGCGGCCGCCGCUCUGACCGACAAGGCCCACUCCGUCUCUAUCGUUGGGGUUGAAUCCGUCCCGUUUAAAAAAGCCCUCGGGGAGAAAGUAGGGAAAGCCAUCAUGAAGCUCUUUGAAGCAAACAGGGUGAAGUUCUACAUGCUGAACGAGGUGUCCGAGAUGAUUGGCCAUCAUGGACAGCUGAAGGAGGUGGUGCUGAAGAGUGGCAAAGUCCUGCGAGCUGAUGUCUGCGUCAUCGGAGCAGGAUGCGUUCCUGCAACGAGCUUCCUGAAACAGAGCGGCGUUCACAUGGACUCCAAGGGCUUCAUCACUGUCAACAAGGUCUUUUUUGCCACACGGACCUGCUACAUGGCUGACUUCUUGUCCCGUGUUGUUUUUGUUUAUGUAUUUAUUUUACAGAAACAGUCAAGAAGAAUUGUUUCGGUUUGGGUUUUUCUGAUGAUGCAGACAAAUGCGGACGGCGUCUUCGCCGGGGGAGAUGUGGUGACCUUUCCUUUCCCGCCACGCAACAAUAAGAAGGUCAACAUUCCUCACUGGCAAAUGGCUCACGUACACGGAAGAGCGGCGGCGCUCGGCAUGUUGGGCAGAGUCACCGAGAUGACAACGGUGCCUUACUUCUGGUCGGCAAUGUUUGGGAAGACGAUACGCUACGCAGGUUAUGGAGACGGAUUUGAUGAUGUCAUCAUUCAAGGCGAUCUCGACGAACUGAGAUUUGUGGCGUUUUACACGAGGGGCGAGGAGGUGGUUGCAGUGGCCAGCAUGAACUACGAUCCCAUUGUGUCCCGAGCGGCCGAGGUCUUAGGAUCCGGAAAGGCGAUUAAGAAGCGAGAUGUGGAGAUCUUCUUGGCAAGACUGGCGAUAUUUCCUGGUUGAUUGACAAGGGCUCCCAAUAACUUCGCCGUGUACACAAGCACGGGAAUUCUGGAUACAGGCGCUAAACGGUGCUGAGACACAAGGCAGCUAUCCCCCGUGCGAGGGCCGCGACUGUUCGAGACAUCGAAACAGGCAUCGUCCCUGAGACCCUCUGACCUGACAGCGCUGAGUCAGCAGGACUUUGUUGAGCCGUGUUGUCAUGUUGCAAGCAAUAGUGGAUUCAGCUGCAAGAUGCCAUCUACAUCUAGUUGUACACUUUGUUUAUAAAAAGAAAGCCAUGGCUGGGCGUUGGUGUUUUGUCCCUUAAUAAUAAUAUUGUACAUAGCUAUAAUCACGAAUGCACUGUAACUACAGAGAACGACUAUUUGGGAUGCUGAUUAUUAUUAUUCUUCUUUUAAAUAGUGGAAUGAUACAUUUUCAAGUUUUCUGUUGGUACACCUGCUGAGAUCCAAUACAAGAGCUGGAUCAAAUAUCAUCGCCGAUCUCAGUUGACUGUGUAAAUCUUACACGCACGCACGCACGCACGCACACACGCAGCUUUAAUUUGAACUCAACAAAAGAUUCAAACAUACCUCUUAGCACAAAAUUGAUUCCCUAAUGCUUGUAUGGUAGAUUGAAGUCUCUAGUCUAACACAAUGCAGAAUGAUGAUCAUGAUGAUGCUAAUUGCUAAUAGCAGUCUCCUCCAUUGGGAUGUUUUAUUACUAACUCAGGGAACUGAUAUUUGUGGCCUCCAUGGAUACCCUGGAAUUCUUCAAGACAUUUCUUGCUUCCAUAUAUAUAUAUUUGUUUUUGUUUUGUUAUUAUAUCUUUACUGGUUCUGUCUAUAUAAAUUAGAGAAAGUGGUUAUGUACAGUACUUCAGGGUAAAACAAUGUUUAAAAAUAUAUAUUGUUCCUCCUACAAAGGAGCAAGGAUGGGAUUUUUAUAACUUUGAAAUAAAUGUCUUCUGCGUCA
This is a messenger RNA of Phyllopteryx taeniolatus (common seadragon), 2968 nucleotides long. Its product is annotated as apoptosis-inducing factor 3. Gene Ontology annotation, biological process: execution phase of apoptosis. The record is from RefSeq and is a predicted model, not a curated record. The coding region runs from base 110 to 2014 and encodes 634 amino acids. Gene Ontology annotation, cellular component: cytoplasm; mitochondrion. NCBI's taxonomy places the organism in Eukaryota, Metazoa, Chordata, Actinopteri, Syngnathiformes, Syngnathidae. Gene Ontology annotation, molecular function: flavin adenine dinucleotide binding; 2 iron, 2 sulfur cluster binding; oxidoreductase activity, acting on NAD(P)H. The transcript is spliced from 20 exons.